AUGAGUUUUACUACUGGCGCGGGUAUUUUUAAUGAUGCGGCGGCAGAUGUGCAUGACAUUGACGGUCGUCGUCGACAGUCACCACAUGUGACGCAAGACCAGGGUCCGGAUGUGGUAGUCGUGACAGGUGGAAAUGAAGUUGUACUAGAGCAGCAAACAGAGGGGCAACAGGAGCGCGGUUGGGACUGUUGUGAUUGCUUCCUUAGCAACGAAAACGAUUUGUGUUGCGUGGCGUGUUGCCGCGCUUGUGAUUCUUGCGGAGACCGCGUCUGCAUGCAGGUCGACUACCUGCUUGGCUCCACGGGUUGCCGGCGCUUGUGCCCCUGCUGCAAUUGCGAAGAGUGCUCGUGCGAGUGCAGACUUCCGCGAUUCUGCGCUGCCUGCUGCGACGCAAUGAGCAACAAUUCUGUAGCAAUCUGCUGUCAGCUAUACCUAGAUCCUAAUUGCAGUGGGGCUUGCAACUGCUGCCGACCUUGCGGUAUGCUAUUGCGGCAGUGCGAAUGUCAGGCAUGCAGUUCGAUGGCGAGA
Molecule: messenger RNA, 528 nt
Organism: Amoebophrya sp. A25
Lineage: Eukaryota; Dinophyceae; Syndiniales; Amoebophryaceae
Source: the annotation of a GenBank genome assembly